AUGCCUGCCAAGUCGCGAUUUACGAGGCUUGAUGCUUUCGCCAAAACAGUCGAGGAUGCUCGCAUCCGUACCACCUCCGGAGGUAUCAUCACUUUGGCCUCGUUGGUUGUCAUCCUGUACCUGGUUUGGGGAGAAUGGCUGGAUUAUAGACGGGUAGUUGUUCUUCCAGAACUGGUUGUUGACAAGUCGAGAGGCGAGCGAAUGGAAAUCCACAUGAACAUUACCUUUCCCCGACUACCAUGCGAGCUUUUGACCCUUGAUGUGAUGGACGUUUCGGGCGAACAGCAAGUUGGCGUGGCACAUGGCGUUAACAAGGUGCGCCUGAGUUCUCCUGCCGAGGGAGGCCGUGUGCUGGACGUUCAAGCUCUGGACCUCCACUCUAAAGAGGAAAUCGCCAAACACCUCGACCCAAACUACUGCGGCGACUGCGGCGGCGCGGACCCUCUCCCCGGCUCCAUGAAAGAAGGCUGCUGCAACACCUGCGACGAAGUGCGCGAAGCCUACGCAGCCAAGAACUGGGCCUUUGGCAAGGGCUCCAACAUCGAGCAGUGCGAACGGGAGGGCUACGCGGCGCGCAUCGACGCCCAACGCCGCGAAGGCUGCCGCCUUGAGGGCAUCCUGCGCGUCAACAAGGUCGUCGGCAACUUCCACAUCGCCCCCGGCCGCAGCUUCACCAGCGGCCAGGUCCACGCGCACGACCUGCAAAACUAUCUCGACCUCGAGCUCCCGGACAACGAAAAACACACCAUGACCCACCACAUCCACCAGCUGCGUUUCGGCCCCCAGCUCCCCGACGAAGUCUCCGACCGCUGGCAGUGGACAGACCACCACCACACCAACCCGCUCGACAGUACGAGCCAGGAGACGAACGACCCGGCCUACAACUUCGUCUACUUCGUGAAGGUCGUCUCGACGUCCUACCUGCCUCUGGGCUGGGACCCACUCUUCUCGUCCGCUGCCCACAACGCCCACGACCAGACUCCCCUAGGCUCCCACGGCAUCGCGUACGGUUCCGGCGGCAGUAUCGAAACGCACCAGUACUCGGUGACCUCGCACAAGCGGUCCCUGCGCGGCGGCGACGCCUCGGACGAAGGGCACAAGGAACGUCUGCACGCCGCGAACGGCAUCCCCGGCGUCUUCUUCAACUACGACAUCUCGCCGAUGAAGGUCAUCAACCGCGAGGCCCGCCCCAAGAGCUUCUCGGGUUUCCUGACGGGCGUCUGUGCCAUCAUCGGUGGUACUUUGACCGUUGCCGCGGCCAUUGACCGUGGGUUGUACGAGGGUGCUCUGAGGGUGAAGAAGUUGCAUUCGAGCUGA
This is a messenger RNA of Aspergillus fischeri NRRL 181, 1317 nucleotides long. Its product is annotated as retrograde cargo receptor ERV46. The record is from RefSeq and is a predicted model, not a curated record. Gene Ontology annotation, cellular component: endoplasmic reticulum; endoplasmic reticulum membrane; COPII-coated ER to Golgi transport vesicle. Gene Ontology annotation, biological process: endoplasmic reticulum to Golgi vesicle-mediated transport; retrograde vesicle-mediated transport, Golgi to endoplasmic reticulum. The transcript is spliced from 3 exons. Bases 1 to 1317 code for a protein of 438 amino acids. Lineage: Eukaryota; Fungi; Ascomycota; Eurotiomycetes; Eurotiales; Aspergillaceae.